This is a messenger RNA of Prunus armeniaca (apricot), 729 nucleotides long. NCBI's taxonomy places the organism in Eukaryota, Viridiplantae, Streptophyta, Magnoliopsida, Rosales, Rosaceae. The record is from the annotation of a GenBank genome assembly.
AUGGAGGACAACUAUUUCACUAGUAGUGUACCCGAUGCCAUUGGGAAGCUUCAAAAGUUACAGGUAUUGUCUUUGUCUUUUAACAACUUUUCUGGGCCGAUACCUUCCUCCCUAGCUAACUUGACUUCAUUGAUAAUGGUAGUCAUCCCGGAUAAUAGGUUUGAGGGAAGUAUACCUCCAAGUCUUGGGAACUGCCAAAGUCUACUCACACUUGACGUUUCUAAUAACCGUCUAACAGGCACCAUACCUAGAGAGCUUUUUGCGAUUUCAUCCCUUUCAGUUUCUUUGAGAAUUUCUAACAAUUCUUUGACUGGUUCGUUACCAUCUGAAGUGGGUGAUUUGGUAAAUCUUGUGGAGCUGGAUGUGUCAGGAAAUAAGCUAUCAGGUGAAAUCCCAACAACUCUAGGCAGUUGUAUUAUGUUGGAACGCCUGUAUAUGCGAGGUAAUGAAUUUGAAAGAACAAUUCCUGACUCUCUUAAAGGUUUAAGAACCUCGGAAGAAAUGGAUAUUUCACACAACAACUUAUCCGGGGAGAUUCCUAAAUUUUUAGAAAAGCUCAGGUUUCUUAAGUAUCUCAAUCUUUCUUAUAAUGAUUUUGAAGGUGAAUUGCCUAAAGAAGGGAUCUUUUCAAAUUCAAGUAGUCUCUCAAUUAUUGGAAACAAUAGGGUCUGUGGUGGUCUCCCGAAAUUACUUUUACGUGCAUGCUCCAUCAAAUGUCAUCCUGGGUAA